UUCAAUGCAAACUAUUGACGUUUUUGAGUUGGAGUUACAUACUAUAUAAAGCAAUCGCUUGUCGCCUCAAGACAAUUUGAAAUUAUACGUCGAUCUAAAAGCAAAAGAUGAAAAUUGGAGUUGUCAUUUUGUUUAUCUUUGUUGGAUCAAUUCUUCUGAAUACAGGGAAUACGUAUCCGUGUUUUUUUUCAUGUAGGAGACAAAACCGAACAUUCACAAGCUUAAGUGAUGGAAUGACUACGAGUUUCAGCACUGGAGAUCCAUCGGUUUUUACAUCCACGAAGGAGAAUAUCACCUUAUCCUUUGAAUGCUAUGAACGAUCUGGUCCAUUUAUGAUAAUACGUCGUCUUAUGGAUGGCAAAUAUAUGUACAGAUGUGAAAAAGAUACAGCCUUCGAAACAUCAAACGACGUCGUUGUUUGGUAUGCUACUGAAUGGGAAUAUUUUCCUGAACCACCUUCGAUAUGUGAAGUUUGUAAUGGUACUGGAUUUGGAAAAGUUCAUGUUGUUAAAGCCUGUAAAGUUGUUAUACCGGAUGGUACAUUCAUAUAG
Messenger RNA from Mytilus californianus (California mussel), 551 nucleotides. RefSeq lists its product as uncharacterized. The record is from RefSeq and is a predicted model, not a curated record. The coding region runs from base 108 to 551 and encodes 147 amino acids. The transcript has 7 exons. NCBI's taxonomy places the organism in Eukaryota, Metazoa, Mollusca, Bivalvia, Mytilida, Mytilidae.